CUCUUCUCUCUCACCAGCCUCCAUCUCCGGCCACGCCACAUCCCUUCUCGUCUCGCUCGCAGUGAGCCCAGCACUGGCCACAGACGCCCGCGAUGCCCACUCCGCGCGCCGCCAAGAGCUCGCCGGCGGCCGUCGUGCCGGCCAAGGCAGCCGCGAAGUCGCCUCGCGCCCCGCCGGCAGCCGCCUCGCCGAGCAAGAGCAAGGGCAAGGCGGCGCUGCCUGCCGCCGCCAAGGCGGCGAGCGAGAGCUCGCUGAAGCCGAUUCCGGCCGUCGGCGAGGCGCCUGCCAGGCGGCGGACGCGCAAGGCUGCGCCGGCGCUGCACGUGGAGCCCAUUGCCCAGGGCGCCGCUAGCCAGCACCCACCAGUCUUCACCAAGGACAAUGACUACUACUUCGUCGCAGCCGGCUCCUCGAUCAAGGUGCACUCGCGCCUCACCGGCGAGCUCGUCUCGACGCUCUCAGCGCGUUCCACCUCGGAGAGCGGCAGCAGCGCGGCCCGGCGGCUCGAUGUCGUGCACACCGAGCAGGUCACUGCGCUCGCCCUCCACCCGGCCAACCCGCUGCAGCUCGUCAGCGCCAGUCUGGACGGCACGCUCAAGAUCUGGGACGUGCUGGACGCGACGCUGCUGCGCUCGCUCGACGUCGGCCUGCCCAUCACCCACAUGGCGCUGCACGCCAGCCAGCCGGGCGUGGCGUACGUGGCCGUGCGCAAGCCGAAGAGCAACGGGCCGAGCGACAAGACGGACCCUUUCAACUUCACUGGCCGCACCAACUCGAUCAUCUACUCCGUGGCCCUGUCUUCGCGCAACACCACCUCUGCGCCCAAGGAGGCCAACGGCAGCGGCAGCCUCGUCUCGCUGAAGGCGUCGACGCUGCUCCGCAUCGGCAAGACGCGCGACGCCGCCGCGCUGGCCGUCUCGCCCGACGGCCAGUGGCUCGUGGCCAUCGGCAACCGCAAGGUGCAGGUUGCGCGUCUGGCCUCGCUGCGCGAUGGCUUCGUCAAGUACGUCUCGGACGAGCGUCUCGUCUCUCUGGCGUUCCAUCCGCACGAUGGCACCUUUGCGACCGGUGAUGUCGCCGGCAAGAUCCGCAUCUGGUAUUGCCUGAACACGGACGCCUCUGGUGUCUCUGGCGCAUCUGCGUUCAGUGCGGCGGCGCAGGUCACGGGCGUCGAGAAGCACGCCACGAGCACGCUGCUGCACUGGCACGCGCACGCCGUCUCCGGCCUGGCAUACGCACCGAACGGCGCGUACCUUCUCUCCGGCGGCGAGGAGGCUGUGCUUGUGCUGUGGCAGCUGCAGACCGGACAGCGCGAGUACGUGCCGCGGCUGGGCGCUCCGAUCGCGUCGGUUGCCGUCGCCGGAGGACUCGAGGGCCGCGAGCUUGAGUACGUCGUCGGCCUCGCCGAUGGCAGCACGACCUUCGUCAGCGCCGUCAAUCUCAAGCCGCUGCGCAGCUUCGCUCGCGUGAAGAUUGACUCGUCGCGCCUGCUCUGCUCAUACAAGCAGCUGGCCGCGUUGCCCGCUCCGCUUGCCACACAUCCGGCCACGGGCCAGCUCGUCAUGAGCGCCGGCCACCCCUCGAGCCUUCAAUUCUUCGACGCUGGCGCCGACCGCCACGUCAGCGAGCUUGAGGUGGCGCCGUCGAACCGCGUCUCGCGCCCAGACGAUGCGGCGCUCGAGCCGGUGCGCGUCGAGCGCGUCGCACUGUCCACUGGAGGCGCCGGCGGUGCCGAGUGGAUGGCCACGUACGAGGCUCGUCGCGGCACUGCAGCCGAGAGCGGCAGUGGCGAGCUCGACCGCUGCCUGAAGUUCUGGCGCUGGGACGUGCGUGAGGGCAAGUAUGCGCUCAACAGCCGCAUCGACGCGCCGCACGCUGGCAGCAUCACCUCCAUGGCCUUCCGUCCGCCCGGCCCUGCCGCCCUGCGCAAGGGCGCGAAGGACGCUGCCAAGGAGCACCCUCUCUUCGUCAGCACCGCGGCUGACGGCCAGAGCAAGACGUGGCGCGUCGUGAGCCAAGCCGUCAAGGGCGGCAAGACGCAGCAAUACUGGACUGCCCGCUCGGUCUUCGGCUUCCGCUCCACGACUCCGCUUGAUUCAGCCUUCUCGCCCGACGGCUCUCUGCUCGCCAUCGCGCAAGGCACCUUCGUCACCGUCUGGGAGCCGGAGAGCAACACGAUGCAGACGGCUCUUUCUUGCCCUGAGCUCCGCGCAGCACGGCAGGUCAUCUUCGCCGGCUCUGGCGGGCGCUUCCUGGUUGUCGCUGGCUCUCAGGCCAUCGUCGUGUGGGACCUCGUUCUCGGCGUCAUCGCGUGGCAGCGCGCCUUCGAUGCGCCCAUCGACCGGCUGUUCCGCGCUGCUCAUGACCCGACCUCCUUCAUCGUCGUGUCCCAAGCUUCUGCUGAGCGUGGCCCUCAAUAUGGCGCUCGUCGUUCGGUCGUGCAGACGUUCGACCCUCUGCAGCCACAGCCAAAGUCGACACACUCUGUGCCUUUCGGCAUCCGUGCGGUUGCAGAGAUGGGCGCGCUGACGCCGGCCAAGUCGGCCGUUCCGGCCUUCUACGCCCUCUCCGACGCACUCGACGUCGUGUGUGUCGGCGCUGUGCCCAGCCCGCCUGCUGCAUCGGCAUCGGCUCAGGCUCUCCGCGGCGUGGCCGUGGCUCGCCGUACGCUCUUCGACGACCUGUUUGGCGAGACGGAGCUUGCAGACGGCGCCGCACCGCUGGACAGCGCACGCGAGGCAGCACGCAGCAACAGCAAGGAUGUGUUCGGCCUCUUCGAUGCUCCUGCACACUUGCUGCCGCCGCUCAGCGCUCUCUUCACGCCUUUCCUCAAUGCGCUCCUGCCACCAGCACAGCCAGCAGGCGAGGCGACCUCGGCGAGCGGCGCACCUGCCGCAGGCAGCGCCAUGGAUCUUGACGGCACAGAUGCGGACGAGGAGGGCGCGGAUGUCGGCGCGGGCGUCGUUGUGGAGGCGGGCGCAACGUCGGAAGCCGACAUCGCCUACCUCACCGACCUCUUCCGCGAGCAAGCUUUGACGACGACGAAGGCGCCUGCCGCUCCGGCGUCCGCCGCCAAGGCUCGCGGCACGCCGCAGCAGCCCAAGAGCAACGGCCGCGCCAGCGUGCAGGCCACGCCCGCCACGCCUACGCCGCGGGCGGCGGUGAACGGCACGCCGGCCAGCAAGAGCAAGGGCGGAGACAAGACGGCCAGCGCCAAUGGCACGCCCGCCUCGGUCGGCAAGAAGCGCAAGAAGGCGCCAUGAGCUCGCACGCUCUCCAUCUAGACACCUGCAAUGCACUCUCAUCAGCACCCGUCUGUGUGUAAGAGGAUGCUUGCUCAGAGAGGCACGGUCGGGCAGGUGAUGGUACAGUGAGGAGGGCCGCGCAUGUCGGGCAGGCAGGAAAUCAAGGCGGCGCAGUGGGCCAGCCAGGGGCAGGAACAGAUCUAUGAG
Tilletiopsis washingtonensis is the source of this 3452-nucleotide messenger RNA. RefSeq lists its product as hypothetical. NCBI's taxonomy places the organism in Eukaryota, Fungi, Basidiomycota, Exobasidiomycetes, Entylomatales. The record is from RefSeq and is a predicted model, not a curated record. Gene Ontology annotation, molecular function: protein binding; RNA binding. Gene Ontology annotation, cellular component: nucleolus. The transcript has 4 exons. Gene Ontology annotation, biological process: positive regulation of rRNA processing; positive regulation of transcription by RNA polymerase I. Bases 93 to 3263 code for a protein of 1056 amino acids.